GCCGGGUCCCAGUCCUCAGGCACGAGUCUUGCGGCCACAGCAAAGCCCCCUCGGAGGCGGCCGGACAGAGCCCUGACCGUCGGACCGACGACGGAGUCCCAGAGAGCAGGGCGGAUGGACACCUUCAGCACCAAGAGCCUGGCCCUCCAGGCCCAGAAGAAGCUCCUGAGCAAGAUGGCAUCCAGGGCGGUGGCGGCCGCGUUCAUCGACGACACCAGCAGCGAGGUGCUGGACGAGCUGUACCGCGCCACCAAGGAGUUCACCCGCAGCCGCAAGGAGGCCCAGAAGGUGGUCAAGAACCUGGUCAAGGUGGCCGUGAAGCUGGGCGUCCUGCUGCGCAGUGGGCAGCUGGGCGGCGAGGAGCUGGCGCGGCUGCAGCGCUUCCGGCAGCAGGCGCGCCGCCUGGCCAUGACCGCUGUCAGCUUCCACCAGGUGGACUUCACCUUCGACCGGCGCGUCCUGGCCGCCGCCCUGCUCGAGUGCCGGGACCUGCUGCACCAGGCGGCGGGUGCGCACCUGACUGCCAAGUCCCACGGCCGCAUCAACUACGUGUUCGGCCACUUGGCUGACUGCGACUUCCUCGCCGCGCUCUACGGCCCGGCUGAGCCCUACCGCUCCCACCUGCACAGGAUCUGCGAGGGUCUCACCCGGCUGCUGGAUGAGGAGAGCAUAUGAUCUCCGACCUGACCUCCGACCUCCGACCUCCUCGCUCCGGCGUCACGCUGGGGGCGGGGCUUGCGGGGGGCGUUUUAACCUCUUUUCUCCCGGUCUGACUCUGGCCAAAACCACCCCCCCAACACACACACACACACA
Molecule: messenger RNA, 813 nt
Organism: Kogia breviceps (pygmy sperm whale)
Lineage: Eukaryota; Metazoa; Chordata; Mammalia; Artiodactyla; Physeteridae
Gene: TNFAIP8L1
Product: TNF alpha induced protein 8 like 1
Biological process (GO): regulation of apoptotic process; negative regulation of TOR signaling
Cellular component (GO): cytoplasm
Source: RefSeq, a predicted model, not a curated record